UAACAAGUUCUCAACGUCACUUGAAGCAUUCAUUUUAAACAGUCGAAAUCAAAAUGAAAUUCCUUGCGCUUGUUCUUUUGAUCGUCGGAGCAUCUAUUGCUUUUCCACAACCUGGUCAAUCUGGCAGUUUAUUGGAUCUAAACUUAGGUGCUAACAUCUUAAACUCUGGAAAUACUCCUAAUGAAAGUGGGAAAAAUGCUUCAAGCUCUGCUGGUACCAUAUUUGGUAACGUUGUAAGCGGUGCUUUCGAUAAAUCAACUAAGGCCCCAAAUACCAUUAGUGGAAUUUUUGAUGAUCUUACUGUAAACAAUACAUCUGGACCUGAGGAAAGCUAUCCUCCUAAAUUAGGCCAAUCAGCGAAUGCUACAAACUCAGCACUAGAAGCUGCUCAAACAGCAACCUCUUUUGCUCAGUUUCUAGCUGAUUUAAGUUCGGUCAGUAGUGCUGGUUCUUCAGUUGCUAGUGCUGUAUAUAAGUUCAUUUCAAGCUUAUUUACGUACUUUUUCUAAAACGUUACUUAUUAUGAAAUUGCAAAUGCCCCAAAAAAUGAUAAGGGAUACAUGAAAUUGUUAAUAUCACCAUGUUAUCAAGUGUAAUAAAUAAUCGUCAGCUGCAAAGUAA
Messenger RNA from Contarinia nasturtii (swede midge), 621 nucleotides. RefSeq lists its product as uncharacterized. Lineage: Eukaryota; Metazoa; Arthropoda; Insecta; Diptera; Cecidomyiidae. The transcript has 3 exons. The record is from RefSeq and is a predicted model, not a curated record. Bases 54 to 509 code for a protein of 151 amino acids.